CGCACAGCGCCGAAAUCAAAACGAACAGCGUUUUUUCGCCAAUUGUAGAGACUUGACCAAAAUCAAUCAGCAUGGCGAGCACGUUGGGCACGUAUGCCGCACCUCUUGUCAACGAUGCAGCCCGGGAUCUGGCUGACUCUAUCAUCAUCGCUGUGAAUACUACAUUUACCGUUGCCUCUCGAGUCUACAGCUCUAUUCCCGGCAGUAGAAUCUUUGCGAAAUAUGUGAAGGCUUCCUACCAAAAUGACCCCUAUCGUACGCUACUGGAGAUUUGCCUAGUGAUUUUCAUGAUAUGGUACUUUGGCGGGAAAAAACACAAGCCUGGAGAUGACGAGCUGCAACUAACUGAGAAGGAGAUUCAAGAGCUGAUCGACGAAUGGGAGCCUGAACCACUUGUUCCACCCCUUACGGAAGCCCAGCGUACCGAGCUGGACAAGAUCCCGGUUAUUUCUGGGUCAUCGGGAUCAAAGCUGAAGCUCGUUGACGGGAGAGAACGCAUCAAUUUGGCCAGCUUUAAUUUCUUAGGUGCCUUGAAUAAUGAAUCAACCAAGGACAAAGCCAUUGAGGCCUUGCGCAAAUAUGGAGUCGGCAGUUGCGGACCAUGUGGUUUCUACGGCACCAUUGAUGUUCAUAUUGAGCUUGAGCAAGAGAUUGCAAAGUUUAUUGGAGCCGAUGCUGCCAUCGUUUACUCGCAAGGGUUCUCCACGAUUGCCAGCGUCAUCCCAGCCUUUGCAAAGCGUGGGGAUAUUAUUGUCGCUGAUGCGGGCGUGAGUUUUGCUGUGCAAAAGGGUCUCCAGAUUUCCCGAAGCACCGUCAAGUACUUCAAACACAAUGACAUGGAGGAUCUUGAAAAAGUCUUGGAGGGUAUUCAACGGGACCAAAUCGAAAAAAAGAAACCUCUUACUCGGCGCUUCAUUGUUGCAGAAGGGCUCUAUGCGAACCACGGCGAUAUCUGUCCUUUACCCAAAUUGCUGGAGUUGAAGAACAAAUACAAGUACCGCCUAAUCUUGGAAGAAAGCUUCUCUCUUGGUGUUUUAGGAACUCGUGGUGCGGGUGUUUGUGAUCACUUUGGAGUAUCGGGUAAAGAAGUAGACAUUAUUGCUGCCACUUUCUCCAACGCUUUAAGUUCGUCUGGUGGAUUCUGUUGCGGAAGUAAGGAGAUCGUUGAGCACCAACGACUUGGAGGGCAAGCGUAUGUCUUCUCUGCGUCUCUUCCAGCCAUGUUGGCGGUUGCCGCCGUCGAAGGAAUCAAAUAUGCUGAGAGCCACCCAGAAGCGCUUGCUCGUCUCCGUGAAAAUGCUGUUGUUAUGCGCAGCACUCUUCUCAAGAAUGUCCAGCAGGUGCAAUGUGGUGGGGUGGAAGAUUCGCCCGUUGUGCACCUCCGGUUGCGGGACCAUCGCUUCCGUAAUAGGGAGGAUGAAGAACAAGCUUUGCAGGAGGUUGUUGAUGAAGCGUUGCGCAACGGCGUGCUAAUAACGCGGGCAAAAUACGUGAACGAUCAGGAACUCUUCCUACCUCCCCCCAGCAUUCGAAUUGCCGUGACUGCUGGUCAUAGUCGUAAAGAGGUGGAAAAGGCUGCAGCCAUCAUUGCGACUGCAGUCAAGAAGGUGUUGAAAGGCAGAAAGUAAUACCUACGACCAUUUAUGUAAUUUUAUUUGAAAUAGAUUGCUUGUAUGAAGCAUAUGCUGAGAAAGCUAUACACCGUCGCGAAAAGUCAGAAAUAGAAUAUUAUUUGAAAUGGA
Molecule: messenger RNA, 1742 nt
Organism: Spizellomyces punctatus DAOM BR117
Lineage: Eukaryota; Fungi; Chytridiomycota; Chytridiomycetes; Spizellomycetales; Spizellomycetaceae
Product: serine C-palmitoyltransferase LCB1
Exons: 8
Coding region: 72-1628 (518 amino acids)
Biological process (GO): ceramide biosynthetic process; sphingosine biosynthetic process
Cellular component (GO): endoplasmic reticulum
Molecular function (GO): serine C-palmitoyltransferase activity; pyridoxal phosphate binding
Source: RefSeq, a predicted model, not a curated record